AUGGGGGGGGACUUCGCUAGGAUUGCCACGAGGCCCAGUCAAGAGUUGUGGAUCCCUCGGACCCCUGGCAGGUUUGGUCCCCUGAGGAUGGCUCAGGAGGAGGGUGGCAGGCUUCCCGAGGUGCUGCAGCAGGUCGGGGUUGCCCACAGCAUCACAGACCUAUCCCAAAAGCUCCAGUUCUAUGAUUUCUGGGCCCCCAACUACGACCAGCUCUGGACCAGCAACUCCCUGAGGAGGCAACUCAGACUCGGCGUCUGCCUGGAGGAGGUGCCAUUACGGAUGACAGUGGACCACACAGACCUGGCCCCUGAGGGACUGACCCCCGCAGCCCUGAUCCUGGACGUGGCCUGUGGUACUGGCCUGGUAGCUGCUGAGCUGCAGGUCCGCGGCUUCCUGCAGCUGCACGGAGUGGAUGGGAGCCCGGGGAUGCUGGAACAUGCCCGGGCCCGAGGCCUCUACCAGCAGCUCAGCCUCUGCACAUUGGGCCAGGAGCCUCUUCCCAGCCCUGAAGGGACCUACGAUGCGGUGCUGAUGGUGGGUGCCCUCAGCGAGGGCCAGGUGCCAUGCACUGCCAUUCCAGAGCUCCUUCGUGUCACCAAGCCAGGUGGGCUUGUGUGUCUGACCACCAGGACCAACCCAUCUAACCUUCCAUACAAGGAGAAUCUGGAGACCACCCUGGUUGGGCUAGAGCGAACUGGGCUGUGGGAGCGCCUGGUGGCUCAACCUGUAGACCGCUGGGAACUGGCCACCUCCAGCCUCGAGUCCAAGAAUGGCUUCAUCUCCGGCAUCAUCUACCUGUACCGGAAGAGGGCUUGAGGCCUGGGCCCAACCUCCAACCAGCUGUGACCUUGCAUGUCCCAUUGCUGCCCCUCUGGAAUGCUCUUCCCAUUAAAGGAACUACCAGCAGAGAUGAAAGGA
Octodon degus (degu) is the source of this 918-nucleotide messenger RNA. RefSeq names its product methyltransferase like 27 (gene Mettl27). The transcript has 7 exons. The coding region runs from base 1 to 816 and encodes 271 amino acids. Lineage: Eukaryota; Metazoa; Chordata; Mammalia; Rodentia; Octodontidae. The record is from RefSeq and is a predicted model, not a curated record. Gene Ontology annotation, molecular function: S-adenosylmethionine-dependent methyltransferase activity.